Molecule: messenger RNA, 603 nt
Organism: Lodderomyces parapsilosis
Lineage: Eukaryota; Fungi; Ascomycota; Pichiomycetes; Serinales; Debaryomycetaceae
Gene: SEC72
Product: Sec63 complex subunit
Exons: 1
Coding region: 1-603 (200 amino acids)
Molecular function (GO): protein binding
Source: RefSeq, a predicted model, not a curated record
AUGGAGGGUGUUUCAUAUGACUCCAAGAGUAAGAAACUAGCACUCGACCCCGAAGUAGCUUCCACGAUACCUGCAUUGAAGUUGGAGAUAGAUCAACUUAAUGUUAUAACGCAAGAACUAAUAAAUCAGGGUAGUGAUGUGCCACCAGUUCCCACUCCGGAGAAUUUCAAUAAGGACUUAUCCAAGAUGGUCAAGAAAUUGUAUGAUGGUGGUGUUCAGGCAUUUAAGAUGGGUAAAUUUGAAGAUAGUGUACGUCAAUUUUCAAUUGGUAUCGAAAUGAUUCAAAGAAGACCUAAAUUAGAAAGCUUUGCUGGUACAAUACAAGAGUUAUCAAAAUUUCUCAUGAGUAGAUGCGAUGCUUAUUUGAAAACUAAGCAGUACUUACAAGCUUACAACGAUGUUGAUUUACUUUUGAAUAUGCAAAUGAAUGCUCCUGACAAUUUCUUGAGAAGAGGAGUUGCUAAUUUCUUUUUGGGUAAUUAUGAACUAGCUAGAGCUGACUAUCAACGAGGAUUGGCAUUUGAUGAGAAUCAUCCUAGGUUGCAGCACGAGUUGACUAUUUGUUUGGAUAAAAUAUUGGAGGAGAAUGGUGAUUACUUGUAA